Messenger RNA from Eruca vesicaria subsp. sativa (arugula), 1131 nucleotides. The record is from the annotation of a GenBank genome assembly. Lineage: Eukaryota; Viridiplantae; Streptophyta; Magnoliopsida; Brassicales; Brassicaceae.
AAAAAAACCUCUUGUCUGAACGGCAUAUGUCUCAGAGACCCCAAGUUCCUCAUUCUUCUUCUAUAGCCUUCUGUCUCCAUUCCCAUCUCCUAAUCUCCAGUGAGAUCAGUUCCAAUUCCAACUGGUCUCUUUAAAAAACAACAAAAAAAACUCUAACCUUUUUACAAUUUUCUUUAAAAAAUGGGUCUCAAGGGUUUCGCCGAAGGAGGCAUCGCAUCGAUCGUAGCGGGUUGUUCGACCCACCCGCUGGAUCUAAUCAAGGUCCGAAUGCAACUCCAAGGAGAAUCAUCCUCCGUUCCGACAACCCUCCGACCAGCUCUCGCUUUCCAGACAUCCUCCUCCACCCUCCACGCGCCUCCACCACCUCCGCGCGUGGGGAUCAUCACCAUCGGAUCUCGUAUCAUCAGACAAGAAGGCACACGCGCUCUCUUCUCCGGCGUCUCCGCCACCGUUCUCCGACAAACUCUCUACUCAACCACUCGCAUGGGUCUAUACGACAUCUUGAAAACCAAAUGGACCGACCCGGAAACCAAAACCAUCCCUUUAACCCGUAAACUCGCCGCCGGUUUCAUCGCCGGAGGGAUCGGAGCCGCCGUGGGGAACCCGGCGGAUGUCGCCAUGGUGCGCAUGCAAGCCGACGGGCGUCUCCCGGCGGUUGAUCGGAGAAACUACAAGAGCGUUUUGGACGCGAUCGCGCAGAUGGUUCGCGGCGAAGGCGUUACGUCGCUGUGGAGAGGCUCGUCGAUGACGAUCAACAGGGCGAUGCUCGUGACGGCGUCGCAGUUGGCUACGUACGAUUCGGUGAAGGAGACGAUUUUGGAGAAAGGGUUGAUGAGAGACGGGCUCGGGACGCACGUGACGUCGAGCUUCGCCGCGGGGUUUGUGGCUUCGGUUGCGUCGAACCCUGUGGAUGUGAUUAAGACGCGGGUGAUGAAUAUGAAGGUGGAGGCGGGGAAAACGGCGCCGUAUAAGGGUGCGGUUGAUUGUGCGUUGAAGACGGUGAAGGCGGAAGGGAUCAUGGCUUUGUAUAAGGGGUUUUUGCCGACGGUUUCGAGACAGGCACCGUUCACGGUGAUUAUGUUUGUGACACUUGAGCAAGUUAAGAAGGUGUUCAAGGACUUUGACUUUUGA